This is a messenger RNA of Mercenaria mercenaria, 1224 nucleotides long. RefSeq lists its product as uncharacterized. Bases 155 to 823 code for a protein of 222 amino acids. Lineage: Eukaryota; Metazoa; Mollusca; Bivalvia; Venerida; Veneridae. The transcript is spliced from 2 exons. The record is from RefSeq and is a predicted model, not a curated record.
AAAAGAUUUUCGGAAAAUAGUUUUAUUCUAUACCGUAUAUAUGACACAUUUAAAAAAAUGUACUUUUUGUUUUGGUUCAAAGAACGAUAGGGAGAUGGAUAAGCUUUAAAUUUGUUUGUGUCUUCAUUUUCGAAAGAAGUAGGGAGUAGAGAAAAUGACAGCUGUACCUGUGAAAACAUUGGAUUACCUAGGUGGUGCAAAAAAGGCAACAAGACGGCUAAUUGUCGCAGGAACACACCUUAAAGAUGGUCGUGUCGCAUUGAUUGACCGCAAGAACACUGUGCUUCUAAUAACAAACACAGAUGAUGAAAGUAUCCAGGAGGUUGACCUUAUAAAACCUCUGUUCGAACAAAAUGAUGCUUCUGGAGAAAGUGGGAACAAACCAAAAGGGUUUUAUAAAGAGCAUUUGAAAAGCGAGGACGGCAGUCGAACCGUCGGGUAUGCCUCUGCAUCAUGGUCUGAAAAAGCAAACAUGAAAUUACCAAAACCGAAGUAUUCGCAGAAGGAAGACGUUAAGCCCUCGGAUGUCAAUAACGGCUUUAACGACGACCAACUUCUGAUAACCUAUACCGGAAAAGAUUUCUCUCUCGGUGUUGUAUAUCAGUUAAGAUUUGAAAAGCAAGAGAUCAUCCUACAACAAGUUUUAAACGUAAAAGUGAUGGACAGGACACGGUCUGUUGUUGCCCUUGAUAAAGAACACCUUUGUGCUACCACACAAAAUCAGAUUGUUGUCCUGAACAAAUCUGGCGAUUGCAUGGCCAUGCACAAUCGCUCAAAGCGCGACAGAGGCGGUUUAUUAAUGUCCGACGGAAAUGGACGGUGAUGGGGACGAAUUUGUCUGUUGCCAAUGGAAUGGUAGGAACAUGAACGAGAUCUUCCGAUUUAGCCACUCUCGUAUGAAGUUCCCAAGGGGAUCUGCAAUUGAUAAGUCAGGCCGCGUUGUUGUCUGCUGCGAUUCGUCCCAUAACAUAUUCAGAAUAUCAAGCAAUGGACAACAGUCCGAGAUUAUUGCUAGCGAUGGCAGGAAGUCUUUUGGUGACGUAGACUUUCAUCCAGAUGGAGGGAGCUUUAUAACGACAUUCUGGGAAGAAAACGAAUGGCCGGUCCUCUUUGGAGUUAGAGCCUAAUUUGCUACAAAGUCAAACCAUAGUUUAUCAACAUAACAAGGAAAGCUUAGAAUCAUUAAACGGGAAAUUAUUAUUAUUAUUAUUAUUAUUAUACCAC